Messenger RNA from Suillus clintonianus, 798 nucleotides. RefSeq lists its product as uncharacterized. The coding region runs from base 1 to 798 and encodes 265 amino acids. The transcript has 4 exons. The record is from RefSeq and is a predicted model, not a curated record. NCBI's taxonomy places the organism in Eukaryota, Fungi, Basidiomycota, Agaricomycetes, Boletales, Suillaceae.
AUGUCGAAUUUUGUUCCGACGGACAGCUCUCAACAGCCUUCAGGCUGCACACCACUGCCUUCUGUCACUGCAGUGACAUCAUCCGAGUCCGACGUGCAAUUCUCUGCUUUGUCGGACGUCACGCAUCCCUGCACCCAGGUGUUGCCCCCCUUCUGCAACCCCCAGCAUGGCUAUGCUGUCCUACCACCAUCUUUGCCUUUCUCUCGCACCACUAACUGGGAGGCCCGACUACGUGACGACUGCCGCAAGCAGUUUCACGCUCGACUCGAGUGUCGAAAGCUCAAUGAUCCUUACAGUAAGAUAGCCUGUCGAGAACGCACUCACGCAUUGGAGCAGUAUAUCCAUGAUGUCUCCAAGAGCACUGCAAAGAUACGACAAUCCAUGGAGAGGAGCAAAGAGGAGCAUGAGCACUGGAUGAGGAAGCAGGAGAAGAAGUUGCAGAAGAUUGUUGAUGUUCGUCUAGCAAAAGAACAGAGGGAGAAGGAUUGUGCAGAUCAACAAGACUGGCAAGAGUUCAUUAGCAGGGGAUGGGAGAACGGGAGAACAGGGGACGGGAGACGGGAGACGGGAGACGGGAGACGGGAGACGGGAGACGGGAGACGGGAGACGGGAGACGGGAGACGGGAGACGGGAGACGGGAGACGGGAGACGGGAGACGGGAGACGGGAGACGGGAGACGGGAGACGGGAGACGGGAGACGGGAGACGGGAGACGGGAGACGGGAGACGGGAGACGGGAGAACAGGAGAACAGGAGGACGGGGGGAUGGGGAAAUAUGAGACGGGAGGCGGGAGAAUAG